CUAACUAAUCUGAAGUUCGCUGAUGAGCUCCUGCUGAUGAGUGUCCAUGACGCGCCUCUGUGGAAGGAGAGUUAAGCCGUUAUCGGACUUUUUUAAGUGUUUUUCUUUCAUUUUCAGACCGCCGUUCAGCCAAACAGGACUUUUUCAUCCAUGAAACCGAGAGUGGUUCAGUUCACAGCGGGAUUCAGGUCUGUCGGGAUUUAAAAGACCUGUCCUGUUGUUGGGAAAAGUUCGGCGGAAAGGUGAGACUGGUUCUCUUUAGCUUUUCGCUGCUGUUUUUAAAUAACUUUUUCAAUGAAAAAGAGUAUUUAGUAGGUACAAGUAACUCUAUAACAGAAAAAAAACCUCUCCCCUGCUCUCAACUGCAGAGUCGGCAUGUCGGGGAUGAGUUGCGCUGCGUAAAAACCAGUCUGACCAGCUUUGCGGGAAGUUUCUACAGCUGCUCUGACUGCCUCACAGCUAAACCAAAGUUUCUCCGCGCAUCUGUAGUGACUGCCGCUUCCCAAAAAUGGCAGGUCUGAGCAAUGUCCACAUGAAAACCCUGGAGGACCUGACGCUGGACUCUGGAUACGGGGCGGGGGACUCCUGUAAGUCCCUCAGCCUGUCCUCCUCCAAGUCAAACUCUCAGGCCUUCAUGUCGACCCCUCACCGGGGGAACUGGUGGUAUUACUCUGGAUCUAUGAACAGCAGGAACAACAGCUGGGACACGGUUAACACGGUCCUCCCCGAAGACCCGGAGGACAUCUUCUCCAAGUGCCACCGCUUACCUGAGCUGGAAGAGUUCCCCUGGUCUGAGGAGGAGGUGGCCAGGAUUUUGCGUAAAGUGGCAGAGAGCGGUGGGGGUGCCAAGUGGGGGUCCGCGGCUGUCUUCUCCCAGGAUGCGGUUAGGCGUCUGUCCGCUCUCCUCCGCAGGGCUCUCAUCCGCAUCUCCAGAGAGGCGCAGCGCCUCAGCGUCAUGCACUGCAGAUGCACGCGAUUCGAGGUGCAAAGCGCCAUGAGGCUCGUUCUCAGCUGGGCCCUGGCGGACCACUGCGUCUCCGCCACCGUCAAAGCCAUCUCCAUGUACUGCAUGAGCGCAGGUGAGCUGCUGAGGAAGGGCAAGUCUGCCCGCUGUGGGCUCUCUUUCUCCGUGGGGCGAUUCUUCCGCUGGAUGGUGGACACCCGCAUCUCUGUGCGUAUCCACGAGUACGCAGCGAUCAGCCUGACUGCGUGCAUGGAGGCUCUGGUGGAGGAGAUAGGUUUCAGGGUGCUGAUGGCCGAAAGGGGUCAUUCGGGGUCGGAUGUGGGGCCUGGAUGCGCCCCAGUCAGCGCUGAGGCCCUGGAGGCGGUGGUGAACAAUGAUGCCGAGCUGUGGGGAGUCCUGCAACAUUAUGAGCACCUGAUCUGCGGGAAGAACGCCAAUGGUGUUUUGUCACUCCCACCCCAGUUCAGCCCCUACACAGAGAACCAGCAGACCACUGUGGACACCAGGGAGGAUGCUUAUGCCCAACUGGAGCUCAGGACGCUGGAGCAGUCCCUGCUGGCCACCUGUGUGGGCAGCAUCUCAGAGCUCAGUGACUUGGUAUCUCGUGCCAUGCACCACAUGCAGCGUCUCAGCUCAAUGCGCCCAGGACAGAGCCCUGCCCGUCACGCCCGUGCUCAGCAGCCCGUGUCCUGGUCGCCUGACGCCCUCCACACCCUUUACUACUUCCUGCGCUGUCCACAAAUGGAGUCCAUGGAGAAUCCCAACUUAGAUCCCCCACGCAUGGCUCUUAGCAAAGAGAGGCCAUUUAUGCUGUUGCCCCCUUUGAUGGAGUGGAUGAGAGUUGCCAUAGUUCAUGCCGAGCAUCGCAAGAGUCUGUUGGUGGACAGUGACGAUGUUCGACAGAGCGCUAGGCUUCUACUUCCAGGACUCGACUGUGAGCCAAGACAACUGAAGCCUGAGUGUUGCUUUAGCUCCUUUAAGCGUCUGGACUCCAAAGCGGCCAUAGAUAAGUUUAACCUGGAUUUGGGUUUCCGGAUGCUUAACUGCGGACGCACAGAUCUCAUUGGUCAAGCCAUUGAUCUACUCGGGCCAGAUGGAGUCAACAGCAUGGAUGACCAGGGUAUGACUCCACUGAUGUAUGCCUGUGCAGCUGGAGAUGAGGCCCUUGUUCAGAUGCUGAUUGAUGCUGGAGCCAACCUCGAUGUGGCGGUUCCACAUUGCUCUCCAAAGCAUCCUUCUGUGCAUCCUGACAGUCGACACUGGACAGCUCUCACCUUUGCAGUGUUGCAUGGACACAUUCCUGUAGUGCAGCUUCUGUUGGAUGCAGGAGCCAAUGUGGAGGGAGCAGCAGUCCGAAAUGGACAGGAGGCCACAGCAGACACUCCGCUGCAGCUGGCAUCUGCAGCAGGUAACUAUGAGAUGGUGACGUUGCUCCUGGCACGUGGAGGUGACCCCUUAUCAAAGAACCAUGAUGGAAAUGCUCUGACUUCAUCCCUUUAUGAAGACAUGAACUGUUUCAGUCAUGCUGCUGCACAUGGACACAGAAACGUGCUUAGGAAGCUACUGACUCAGCCCCAGCAAAUCAAAGAGGAUGUCCUGUCUCUGGAGGAGAUCCUAGCUGAGGGAGUGGAGGAAGAAGUUCCAGGGAUGUGUCCUUAUCUUUCAGCUCCUUCCAAUGGCACUCCAGCACUGCAGGAUGCUGCUAUACCCAAGCUGAGCAAAGCCAGGAUGAAGGCUCUGCAAGAAGCCAGCUACUACAGUGCUGAGCACGGCUAUCUUGAUGUCACCAUGGAGCUUCAUGCAAUGGGUGUACCUUGGAAACUUCACGUUUGGCUGGAAUCUCUUCGCUGCACUCAUCAGCAGUCCAGGACAGGCGCCACCCUCUCUCUUCUUAAAGAAUUUACCACAAUCCGAGAGGAGGACUACUGCGAUGAACUCGUCACCACUGGCCUACCACUUAUGUUCACUAUCCUCCGAACCACCAAGGUAUCACCUAGCAUGAAGCCCUUCAUGUUUAGCACUUAUUGGUCAUUGGAAAAGAGAAAAAAAAUGCUUCCCUCUACUACUUUCUUUCAGAAUGAUGCCAUUAUACAGCAGCUGGCAGCUAUUUUUAGCCAUUGUUUUGGCUCUGCACCACUUCCAGCCAUUCCUGAGAUGAAGGCAUCUCUUUCAGCUCAGUUGGAUCCACUCUUUUUGAACAACCCAGACAUGUCAGAUGUGACAUUUUUGGUGGAGGGGAAACCAUUUUACGGACACAAAGUUCUUCUGAUAACUGCCUCUGACAAAUUCAAAUCUCUGCUGGUGUCAGAUGGAAGACCAGGCAAAGAAAUUGAGAUCAGUGAUGUCAAAUACCACAUUUUCCAGAUGAUGAUGUCUUACCUCUACUGUGGAGGAACAGAGUCUCUGAAAACAAACGUGCAGGACUUACUAGAGCUUUUGUCAGCUGCUAAUCAGUUCCAGCUGGUGUUGCUACAAAGACACUGUGAGCUCCUCUGCUCUCAGCACAUAAACCUCGACAACGCAGUAAACAUCUACAAGACGGCUGAGAUAAACGGUUCAGUGGAGCUUAGGGCCUUUUGUGAGAGUUUCUUCCUGCAGCAGAUGCCAGCACUCCUGGAAAAGGAAGGCUUCAGGACCCUUUUACUGGGAACCCUCGGAGCUCGACAAGGGAAUAACUGCACUUCGCUGGCUCACAGCCGCAGUGACUCACCUCUGCCAGAGCUGGAGGCCAUUCUGGCUCAGCGUCUACGCUCGCUUUACAUAUCAUCUCAAGUCUGAAGAUAUGAACUGCUGUAAUGAAACAAGAUGCAGACAAGUAACAGAAGCAUGUGAAAGUUGCAGAGGAAGGUUUAUUGUAAAUACAGUCGGAUCUGUAGGGGCUACAUCCCAGGGCAGGUUAAACAGAACUCCUGACACGGAGGUACAGAUCAGUGGCUGAAUAUAUUUAUGUGUGCCAAGCAUCCAAUAAAGGUAGUUACUGUGAUGGGAACAGUACAUUUAUAGAAAGGUGGUUCUGUUUUUGCUUUUCUCCAAGACUCAGGAAGCCUAAAUGGAGAGGCCUCUUAAAUGACAGAACACUGCUGCCACCUAGUGGACAGCUUUAAAGGCCUGCAUAAAGGAUUGCCUGAAGAAUGGGAUUUGCAGCGCCCCCUAGAGCUUAACUAAAGCUAUACAGUGAUCCUAGACUGAAAAUGCAGUGGGAGGAGGACUCAGUCCAUUCUUAUUCAAGAAUUCCUCUUUUAUAUUGACUGUUUUUAAAUAAAGUAUGAGCAGAGACAUUUUCUGCUAAGUGGGAUGGACAUUGUCUAUUUAAUGAGAAAAAAAAAGAUGUGAAAGUAUUUAAUGGGGUGUACCCUUUUUUAUGUCAUUUUUAUUUCAAGCUAAUAUUUUAAAAAAUGCUACAGCUGUUUAUGCAGGCAUAUUAAUAUGCUAAUAUCUUUAUGUUUAACAUAUCUACAGCCAAAACAGAAGGAUUUGAAACACAUGACUGUUUAGAUGCUGAUUUGCGUAAAUAAACCACGAUUUUGACUGGAACCAUG
Molecule: messenger RNA, 4503 nt
Organism: Cyprinodon tularosa
Lineage: Eukaryota; Metazoa; Chordata; Actinopteri; Cyprinodontiformes; Cyprinodontidae
Gene: abtb2b
Product: ankyrin repeat and BTB (POZ) domain containing 2b
Exons: 16
Coding region: 509-3742 (1077 amino acids)
Molecular function (GO): protein heterodimerization activity
Source: RefSeq, a predicted model, not a curated record